Molecule: messenger RNA, 3808 nt
Organism: Synchiropus splendidus (mandarinfish)
Lineage: Eukaryota; Metazoa; Chordata; Actinopteri; Syngnathiformes; Callionymidae
Gene: flvcr2a
Product: FLVCR heme transporter 2a
Exons: 9
Coding region: 246-1913 (555 amino acids)
Biological process (GO): heme export; transmembrane transport
Cellular component (GO): membrane
Molecular function (GO): heme transmembrane transporter activity; heme binding
Source: RefSeq, a predicted model, not a curated record
UAGACAAACAGCAGUGUCGCUCCAUCACACACUUGCCCCAAGUCCAAAUAUUGACUGGGUUUUCACGGUUCUAGCUCAGCCUUCAUUUGGAGAAGGGGUGGAGUCAUCACAUUUGGAUGUCAGAGGACACGGGCAGCCCAUUGGAUGAACUUGGAAGCGCAGGUCAGACUCGGGGUUUGUUAAAUAGUCCAGAUGAGGAGAGGAAGACACUCGAAGAGGCGUGAAGUGGCGCAGGAGGAGAAGUGAUGGAGGGUGGUCAGGACAAGCCCGGCGACCCGGGUCUCUGUGCGGCAGCGAUGGAUAAAGGCGGGAAAGAGGGGAUCGAGCUCGGCACGGUUCCAAAUGGAGAGAGUUGCUCUGAGCUCCGGACGCACCUGUACAAGAGGCGCUGGGUGAUCGUGUUCCUGUUCAGCGCGUACUCGCUCAACAACGCGAGCCAGUGGAUCCAGUACGGCAUCAUCAACAACAUCACCACCAAGUUCUACGGCGUGGAUUCCUUCGCUGUGGACUGGCUCUCCCUGGUCUACAUGCUGGUCUACAUCCCGUUCGUCUUCCCGGUCACUUGGCUCCUGGACAAAAAGGGACUGCGCGUCUGCGCGCUCCUGGCGAACGCGCUCAACGUGAUCGGGACUUGGAUCAAAGUGGGCAGCGCUCACCGGGACUUGUUCUGGGUCACUGUCCUCGGGCAGACCGUCAGCGCCCUGGCGCAGGUCUCCAUCCUCGGGAUACCGUCCAAACUCUCCUCGCUGUGGUUCGGCCCGGAUGAGGUGUCCACCGCCUGCGCCAUCGGAGUGUUCGGGAAUCAGAUGGGAAUCGCCAUUGGCUUCCUGUUACCGCCCGUCCUCGUGCCAGAUUCAGACAAUAUGGAAGAGCUAGCGUACCACAUCCGGAUCAUGUUUUACAUUAGCGCGGGGAUUGCGACCGGCCUCUUCGUCCUGGUGAUCGCUGUGUUCCAGGACAAGCCCGAGAUCCCGCCCUCUCAGGCUCAGGCUCAGGCCCGCUGCAUGCCCCAGGAUGAGUACUCCUACUCUGCCUCCAUUAAACGGCUGCUGAAGAACCGGGCCUUCAUGCUGCUGGUGGUCAGCUACGGCCUGAAUGUGGGCUGCUUCUACUCCAUCUCCACUCUGUUGAAUCAGAUGAUCAUCGACCAUUAUCCAGGCGAACAGGUGAACGCAGGCCGCAUCGGUUUGACCAUCGUCAUCGCCGGAAUGGUCGGCUCGCUCAUCUGCGGCAUCUGGCUGGACAAAACCAAAACCUACAAACAGACCACCCUGGCCGUGUACUCGCUCACUCUCAUUGGGAUGCUGGUCUACGCCUUCACCCUCAACCUCGGCCAUCUCUGGGUGGUCUUCAUCACCGCUGGGAUGUUGGGUUUCUUCAUGACGGGCUACCUGCCACUGGGCUUCGAGUUCGCGGUGGAGCUCACGUACCCCGAGUCAGAGGGAACCUCCUCUGGACUUCUUAACUGCUCUGCUCAGUUCUUCGGGAUCAUUUUCACCAUCUGUCAGGGGAAGAUUAUUGACAACUGGGGAACUUUGGCCGGGAACAUGUUCCUGAGCUUUUUCCUGCUUGUGGGAACCGUGAUGACCGCGGUCAUCAAGUCGGACCUGCGACGUCAGAAGGCCAACGUUCAGCCGGAGGCGGUGUGUGUGAGCGUGAGUACACAAGUGUGCUGCAUGAGCUGUGGGUUUAUCUUCAUCUUGGCUCCAUUACUUCUGCCUUCAACACUUGAAAAUGCUCGUGCAGCAACUCUCUACAUAAACCUUUGCUUGGGCUGCAGCUUUAACUGCAUGGGUUCUCAAAACAUCUGCUUGAAUGAGGAAAAAAUAUUCAAUCUUCACGAACGCUUCCUAAUCCGCCUGAAUUGGAGCCGUCCUGCACGCCAAAACUCCUCCUUAUCCAAACGCAUCUGACUACUGGUGAGGCAGAUUUGGGGGUGCAGGGGUCUCCAGUGCUGCUGGUGGUGGUGUGACCCAUCCGCCCUCCUCAGUGGAGUGACCCCCCAGGUGUUGUUCCAUCCAGCCCACAGGCUCCGACUCAUCGGUGCAGGAUUACGGGGCCACGUCGCGCAGCGAGGCCGGGAAACAGCAGUCUUGACACAAACCCACAAGCUCAUACACAAACACACUCCUGCACAAGGUAACAGGACACACACUGGUGUGAACUCAUGUGUUGCCAGUCCAGUGAGAGCUUGUAUUUUAGACGUUCAUAGUGCAAAGUCUGCUGCCAUCUAGCGGCGGACUACCGAACUGCAACUCCCCUCUGCUCGUUCUACUAUUUACACAUGGAAAUGAUGUUAAGACCUAUCGCUAGUUCACUGCCGAACUAUCAACAACACAAAACUUGCAUGAAUUAAAAUGAAUUAAUAAUAUUUUUGAUCAAAAUGGUAAAUGUGUAAGUUCAUGAAAAAUAGAUUUUUUAAUUGGUUAAUUUAGUGGUGAAGGAAAUGUUUCCGGCAAAAAUAAUAGUCACAAAGUAAUAUAUUUAUUAUUCUAAAUUGACUGCAAAGUAGUUUACAUUAGUUUAGAAUUCAUUUUAUUAGAAACUGAAUAAUAAAAUAUAAAAAUAUAAAUUGAAUUGUUGGUUUCAAUUGAUAGAAAGUGAGAAGUCAUAAUAAAACGCAUGUAAAGAUUAGUGGAAUUAAAAAGUGUUGCUGGUUCAGUUCCCCACAUCUGGUGGUGAUGUUAUUAUUUUUUUUUUAUCCUCUGUAGAAAUACCCAGACGACAUGGACGAUGCCGUCGCUCCUCCUGAAGUCCACAAAGGUCUGAAGCUCUAGAGGAAGUAUGGGACUGUAAAUUAGUGACGGUCCCCACUUCAGCGCUGUCUCUUAGUCAGAAGUCCUGCUGUGCUCUGGAGGGGCUGUUUGGUCACAGGACGUGUUGCUAUCGGGAAAAGAAGUUUUAAUACCUCGUUUUAAAAACUAUGUUUAGAUUUUAUCAAUUUAUUUAAUGUGAUGUGAGAGCAUCGCUGUGGCUGCUCCAUGAUCUUUUCGUCUGCUCCACGAUGAAACAGCUACCUUCAGUUAGCAAGGUCAGACACCACACUGCAUUGGAGUCAGUUUGUACGUCAGAACUGAUGUUCGCUAUGACACUACGCUAUUGACGGCCUGUAUUUACACAACUGUAAAGCAGAGGUGGACUCAGAUCUUGCCAUCAAAGCACAACACACUCUAUCAUUCUGGACAUGAGAACAUGUAGCUUCUUCUGCCCUUUGACUCUCCAGUGCCAUUUCAGUGGACCACAACUGUUGCAAUGCUGACCAACACUGAGGUCACUUUACGGCGUCGCCUGAAGACGACGGAAUUUGCACAAUAACGGUUUUAGCUGUUUCUGAUGAAUUCUUUUUGUUGCUGUGUUGUAUUGUUAUUGUUAACUUGUGAUGUCAUCAGGUGCCGUGUCACUCCACUUCCUGUUUCUGACCUUUUAUAUUUUGUCUCCAUGUUGGUCGCAGACGUGUUAGACUGUGUUUAAUGAAGUUUGUUGCGCUAGGAAAUAAACCUUUUACUGGCACAUCUGACCUUUAGGGGGGGUUUGAUUUGGAAGCGAGGAAAAUAUUUCUUCUCACUAAAGAAUACAUACAUAGAACACUCGUAAGUUAAAAGAAGUUUGCACCUGAAGUGUCCGCUAAAAUGCACACACAAGUGGGGAAAGACAUUCAGAAAAGACAAACACAUACAACUUCACAAUAGUUGUUUAAUUCAAUCAUGUCGCUGCAGUGUAAAAGGUUGACAUGAACAAAAGCUGAGCCUGAUAUGACCCACAAUACAAAUCAGACAACAGUAAAACAGAGGUCAAAUACGAAGCAGGC